Tupaia belangeri chinensis (Chinese tree shrew) is the source of this 1061-nucleotide messenger RNA. Its product is annotated as cytochrome c oxidase subunit 6C-like. The record is from RefSeq and is a predicted model, not a curated record. The transcript has a single exon. Bases 209 to 436 code for a protein of 75 amino acids. Lineage: Eukaryota; Metazoa; Chordata; Mammalia; Scandentia; Tupaiidae.
GCCAAGUGUACAUGCCCUGUAGCAAAAAUCUCUCUCAAAAAAAUAAACAGGAACAAAAUUACAGUAGAGAAUGUCAAUUCCAAAGAAGUCCUGCUGAUUCUCCCAUUGAGUGGCAGGGCUCAAGUCAUCAUUAGAGAAUUUUAUUUUUAAAAAAGUCAUCUUAAGCUUCAGCCGGGAAGGACGUUGCUGUCGAGGCAGGGUAACUGCCAUGGCUUCCAGAGCUUUGGCGAAACCUCAGCUGCGUGGCCUUCUGGCCAAGCGUCUGCGAUUUCGUAUUGUUGGGGGAUUCAUUGUAUCCCUGAGUGUUGCAGCUUUCUCUAAGUUUGCUGUGGCUGAGCCAAGAAAGAAAGCAUAUGCAGAUUUCUACAGAAAUGAUGAUUCCAUGAAAGAUUUCGAAGAGAUGAGGAAGGCUGGUGUCUUUCGGAGUACAAAGUGAUUUUGGAAUGUAAAGAAUGUCACUGGAUUGGUGCCGUGUUCCUGAAACAUGAAUCCAUGGGCUAAAGAAUAGUUUCUCUUGAUAAAUAAACACUGUGGACAGUAAAAAAAAAAAGUCACCUUAAAAUGCAAGGCUGUCAGUUGAACAUCACAAUUAAACGUGCCAAGGGAGAAGCCAUGUCGUCAAAAUGCCCACUUGACCCACCCAGACAUCUCAGACCCACCCUCUGCUGGCCUUCUAUAACCCCCUUUUUAAAGUUUUUGUUUUCUUUUUUUAAACAAGAGAAAGUAGACAGAUACGUGUUGGUAAAUGCUAACUGUCCAUGUUCACAUAGAGACCCAGUGUCAUCUCUGAGCCCAAAAUACAGAGAAAGGAGGGGAAGCUAGAAUUCCACGCACUCCACAGGCCUCGCACCCUCCAGCUUCCAGCAGAGCGGAGGGAGCAGAAGGCUUUUCUUUCUUCCCCACGGAGCACGGCGGUGUUGAGUCCAAACAGUUUUUGUUGAGAUAGGAAGGGAUAAGAAUAAAUCUGGAACAGAAAAGGGUAGAUUCUUUCCCCGUUGUAUUCUUUUUAUUUUUUUUUUUUUGGAGAGGGUUUUUUUUUGGUUUUUUGGGUUUUUUUUAAC